Messenger RNA from Hevea brasiliensis (rubber tree), 1459 nucleotides. Its product is annotated as RPM1-interacting protein 4. The record is from RefSeq and is a predicted model, not a curated record. Lineage: Eukaryota; Viridiplantae; Streptophyta; Magnoliopsida; Malpighiales; Euphorbiaceae. The transcript is spliced from 4 exons. The coding region runs from base 426 to 1229 and encodes 267 amino acids.
UGGCUUAUUCUAUUGGCUAUUGAACAAAAUUCAAUAGUGGAGAAAGAAGAUCGUAUGUACUGGAACAUACAGUGACUUGGUGAGGGAGACACUUGAAACCGAGAAGAAAGUGAGACGUUUCUGUUUUUUACAGAGAGAGGGAGAACAUAGAGAAUGGUCAAACAUCACCGAUGGCUCCCGUCAAUGGUUUAUAAACCUCUCUAUAAACAAGCUCUUUCCCUGUCAAAAAGUCUCUCUGGACUCUCUCUAAAAACUCUCUCUCUCUCUCUCUCUCCGUGUGGGUAAAAAUCUCUCUUUUUCUUGCUGGGUCGUUGAAGGCUUCUUUGAUGGAGCUUUGAGCUUCUUUUGUCAGGAAAAGCGCUCAAUUUGAUUAAAGUUUUGUUCUUUGCUUUCUGGGUUUCCUUCCAACCUUGGUGGAGAGAGAAAUGGCACAACGUUCACAUGUGCCAAAGUUUGGCAAUUGGGAAAGUGAAGAGAAUGUUCCUUACACAGCCUACUUUGAAAAGGCUCGAAAGGGUCGAGGUGGGGGGAAGAUGAUAAAUCCAAAUGAUCCCCAAGAGAAUCCUGAUUUAAGCUAUGAUUAUGCAGCUCCAGCUCAAGUUCCCCCUUCUGGAGGCAGAGUUGUAUCAGAGGAACCAACAGGGCAGGGAGCUGUUAGACAAGCACAUGAGCGUCAAAGGAGCAGGGAAGAUGGUGAGCUCAGACGGUUUACUGAGUCUCCAGCACGCCAUGAUAACGUGAAUCGGAGAGCUAGCAAUGAGCCAGCACCCCAGCGUUAUGGUGGCCGUGGAGUAAGCUAUGGUGAAACCCACAGACGAACUGGAAUACAAAGCGUACAAAGCAUUGGGUCCGAUAACAGCAUGGAGCAUUCCCCACUCCAUCAUAAGGCCAAGAUCUCUGGGAGAGGUAGUGGGGCUCCAUCUCCUGCUUGGGAAGGAAAAGGUUCAUCUGACAGUAGCUAUGGUACUCCUGGAAGAUCCCGGUUGAAACCAAAAGGCGAUGAAAGUCCUGAUAAGGGUGCUGCUGUUCCAAAAUUUGGUGAGUGGGAUGAGAAUAACCCUGCAUCUGCUGAUGGCUAUACUCACAUUUUCAACAAAGUGAGGGAGGAAAGGCAAAUUGGGGCAGGUAAAGUGCCUGGCAUGCCAACUGAGUCAUCUAUGAGCAAUGCUCGCAAGCAAACCCCCAGCAACAGCUCCAAGAGUUGCUGCUUUCCUUGGGGCAGAAAGUGAUGUCUUGAGUACAUUUGUGAAAAAUUAUGAGGUGUGUGGAACUUGUAAAUACAUUGAAGGCUCUCUUCACGCAGAGUAACUUCGAGUAUAUUCUCUCUAUUUGCUUGGCAUUUUGUGAUGAUAAGCAGUGUUUUGCUAGAAAUGUGUUCCUGUUCUUUUUGGUUUAUAGUUUCCACUUACUUGCAGAUACAAAUUCUUUAAUUCUAAUCUAGAUAUUAUGUUUUCCUUUU